This is a messenger RNA of Lottia gigantea (owl limpet), 975 nucleotides long. RefSeq lists its product as hypothetical. The coding region runs from base 48 to 869 and encodes 273 amino acids. The record is from RefSeq and is a predicted model, not a curated record. The transcript has 10 exons. Gene Ontology annotation, molecular function: N-acetylneuraminate lyase activity; 4-hydroxy-tetrahydrodipicolinate synthase activity. Lineage: Eukaryota; Metazoa; Mollusca; Gastropoda; Lottiidae. Gene Ontology annotation, biological process: N-acetylneuraminate catabolic process.
GCACAGCACUGAAAGAAAAUGGGGAUGUCGAGUUGGAUCCAGACGUAAUGGACAAAUACAUCAAAUUUCUAAAAGAUCAGAAAGUUACCGCUGUCUACACUACAGGGACAAAUGGAGAAGGUCCAUCUUUAACUGUGGACGAGAGAAAGGCGGUGUUAGAAUUGUGGAUUGAGAGAGCUAAGGGAAAAUUUGUUAUCAUUGCCCAAACCGGUGGUUGUAAUCAGAGAGAGGCUAUAGAAUUAAGUAAACAUGCAGGACAAGUCGGUGUUGAUGCCUUUGCAUGUAUGGUUCCAUCGUUCUUUAAGGCUAAAACUGAAGAGGCAGUUGUACAGUUUUUGGAGCCUAUAGCCGCGGCAGCUCCUAACACACCGUUCUAUUAUUACGAUAUUAACUUUCUCACAGGGGUAUACUUGAAUACCCGUAAAAUCCUAGAACUGGGUAAAAGUCGAAUUCCCAAUCUUAGGGGAGCAAAAUUUUCCUGUCCCGAGAUGUCUGGUCUAUUUGAUUCUACCUUGGCGGACGAUAACAUGCAGAUCAUGUGUGGCUCGGAUAUGUUCCUGGCAAUGUUGGCACUAGGAGUAGAGGUACCAGUUGUUUAUGGUCACUAUUCUAAACUCUUCAACCAGCUUCAGAAGGCCUUUAAACAGGGCGAUAUGAAAACAGCUCGAAAAAUACAGGCAAUCUUCUCCAGCUUAUCUGAUAUAAACACCAAAUAUGGUGGUGGUAUUGGAGUUAUUAAAGCUAUCACGAAAUGUUUUGGAGUGAAUUUGGGACAACCUCGUCUUCCUGAACUACCAUUCCCGGACAAUCAGUUGGAAGAUUUAAAGACAGACUUAAAGAACCUCGGCGUUUUUGAUGAACUGCUUUAAAAAUCUAACAGUCUACAUGACUUGAAAGUCGAGGGAAGAGAAAUGAAAUGUCAUAAACUAUAUUUCUUAUAGACCAAAUUUACAAAAUCUACAUUCAUCUACAAAA